Scleropages formosus (Asian bonytongue) is the source of this 3128-nucleotide messenger RNA. RefSeq names its product calpain-3-like. Gene Ontology annotation, cellular component: calpain complex; cytoplasm. NCBI's taxonomy places the organism in Eukaryota, Metazoa, Chordata, Actinopteri, Osteoglossiformes, Osteoglossidae. Gene Ontology annotation, biological process: negative regulation of apoptotic process; proteolysis. The transcript is spliced from 21 exons. The record is from RefSeq and is a predicted model, not a curated record. The coding region runs from base 93 to 2342 and encodes 749 amino acids. Gene Ontology annotation, molecular function: calcium-dependent cysteine-type endopeptidase activity; calcium ion binding.
GCAUUCUGACAUCCGCGCUAUGACCCCGCCCAUACCCACAAUAGUGACCUCACAAGGGAAGGUGGCCAAUCAGAAAUUAGUGGUUUGGAUUUAUGCCAGGGCUUUUGGACCUGUUCAUGUUUCAGGCGUCAAAACUCUAUAUUUUAAAAAAAAGGUGCAACGAAAUGCCCUACACCCCGUCGGGAUUUUUCUGCGACCGGCUGAUCCGGGAACGGGAGCGGAGGGAUGGCGAAGGCUCUAUCGGCAAGCCCUUGCACUUCCAGGGCCAGGACUUUGAGGCCUUGAGGCAGGAGUGUCUCCAGAAGAAGGUCGUGUUUGAGGAUGAUACCUUUCCACCUGCCCAUGAGUCCCUGGGACACAAAGAGCUGGGGCACAAGUCUAACAAGGUGAAGAACAUUGUAUGGAAGAGGCCCAAGGAGAUCUGUGACAACCCCCAGUUCAUUGUAGGAGGAGCCAGCAGGACAGACAUCUGCCAGGGAGACUUGGGUGACUGUUGGCUACUGGCAGCAAUUGCUUGCCUGACACUGAACGAGAAGCUGCUUUACCGCGUUGUGCCUCAAGACCAGACCUUCACAGAAAACUAUGCUGGCAUCUUUCACUUCCAGUUCUGGCGCUAUGGUGACUGGAUUGACGUUGUCAUUGAUGAUCGUAUCCCCACGUUCAACAACCAGCUGGUCUUCACCAAGUCAGCCGAGAGAAAUGAGUUCUGGAGUGCUUUACUGGAGAAGGCCUACGCAAAGGUCCAUGGAUCCUACGAAGCCCUGAAGGGAGGGAACACCACCGAGGCCAUGGAGGACUUCACUGGCGGUGUGACUGAGUUCUACGAAAUGAAAGAGGCCCCUAAGGAGCUCUACAAGAUCAUGAAGAAAGCCUUGGAGAGGGGCUCUCUUAUGGGCUGCUCCAUUGACGCCCUGGUUCCAGCCCGAUUCGAGACACGCACUGUCACGGGCUUGGUGAAAGGUCACGCGUACUCUGUGACAGCAGUAGAAGAGUGUAAACAGUCUCAUCAGAAGGAGGCCAAGGUGCGUCUGGUCCGGCUCCGGAACCCCUGGGGGCAGGUGGAGUGGAACGGGCCCUGGAGUGACAACUCAAAGGAGUGGGCAUCUAUCUCCAAGGCUGACAAGGAGAAACUACACCAUCAGAAUGCAGAGGAUGGAGAGUUCUGGAUGUCGUUUGAGGACUUCAAGAAGAACUACACUAAAAUUGAGAUCUGCAACCUAACUCCAGAUGCUCUGGAGGAUGACAAGAUUCAUAAGUGGACUGUAUCUGUGAACGAGGGCCGUUGGGUGCGCGGCUGCUCUGCUGGAGGCUGCCGGAACUACCCAGACACCUUCUGGACAAACCCUCAGUACCGCCUGCGCCUGUUAGAGGAAGACGAUGACCCUGAGGAAAAUGAUUUAGCCUGCACCUUUGUAGUGGCCUUGAUGCAGAAGAAUCGCAGGAGUGAGCGCAAGAUGGGGGCCAACCUUUUCACCAUUGGAUUUGCCAUCUAUGAGGUGCCCAAGGAGAUGCACGGCAACAAGCAGCACAUGCCGAAGGACUUCUUCCUGUUCAAUUCCUCCAAGGCGCGCUGCAAGUCGUAUAUCAACCUGCGUGAGGUGACGCAACGCUUCCGUCUCGGUCCCGGGGAGUACGUCAUCGUGCCCUCCACCUACGAGCCCCACCAGGAGGGCGACUUCAUCCUGAGGGUCUUCUCUGAGAAACGUAACACCUCCGAGGAGAUAGAGAAUAGGAUUGAAGCAGACCAUCCAGUGCCGGCACCAGCCUCUGCAGUGGAGGAGAGUGAGGAGGACAAACAUUUCCUGACCAUCUUCCAGCAGAUUGCCGGGGAUGUGAGUAGUGGGAGUCCAGGGAGCGCAUGGGGGACUGAAAUGGAGAUCACUGCCAACGAGCUUAAGAACGUCCUCAACAAGGUGGUGGUUGAGCAAAAAGACCUGAAAACAGAAGGCUUCAGUCUGGAGACGUGCCGCAGUAUGAUCGCCCUGAUGGACAUGGAUGGGACUGGCAGGCUGAACCUGCAGGAGUUCCGGCACCUGUGGAACAAGAUUAAACGGUGGCAGGGCAUUUUCAAGCACUAUGACUGCGAUUAUUCCGGCAGCAUUUGUAGCUAUGAAAUGAGGAAUGCCGUCAAUGAUGCAGGUUUCCACCUCAACAAUCAGCUUUAUGACAUAAUCACCAUGCGCUACUCCAAUGAAAACAUGAACAUUGACUUUGACAGCUUCAUCAGCUGCCUUGUGCGGCUUGAGGGGAUGUUCAGGGCUUUCCAGGCCUUUGACCAGGAUGGAGACGGCUUGAUUACACUCAGCGUACUGGAGUGGCUCCAGUUGACUAUGUACGCCUAGACUGGCCCAGCCCGCCAUGCUGUCCCAACCCUCCGCCUGGACCAGAAUUACUAGCCGUUACCUCAUCUCUCACCAUUCCAGAAACCUCCCUUUAUCCUCAGUCUUCCGCUCGGUCUCAGCAUUGCUCAUCACAGACCUCAUCACAGACCUUAGUCCCAUCUUGUGUCCUUUCCCUGAUCUCUCCGUACCGGUCUCUCACUCUUUACACACCUUUCUGUUUGGGGCCUUAAAACUUCUUCAUGUGCCUCAUUUCUUUUUAUAAUAUUUCACAACACAACAUUAUGUUUCUCAGGCAUUAAUAUCAAUACAUACACAUUGAAUAACCUCUUUUCUGUAAUUUUACCUCAAAGACAAAGUAACCUCUCUUUUUGCUUAUUCAUUGUCCAACUAAUCUGAACCCUUCCUUUCCUUCAAACAGUCACGCCUUCAUCCUCCCCUAUAUACCUUCUGGUCAAAGUGGUUCUUUGUCACUUAUCCACUGCCUCCUCCAUCUCCUGGUGGCUGAACAGUCCCAUGUUUUGAGUCAUUGUUCAAACCUACCCCAUGGGUCAGUGGAAUUUUAUCACCCAAGAAGAUUCCAGAAGCACUGAAGUGAAUAGAUUUAAAAUGAGCUUAACUGGUCAGGAAACAGGGAUGCCAAAACUGAACUAUUUGGUUACAACACAGGUCCUCAUUUUCAGUAAGUAGUACAGGAGUCCUGCUGCCUUGGCUGCAGUUUGGGGAUUUUAACUAAACCAUGAAUAUGAGUAUGGAUUGGAAUUUUAUGGUUUUCCUUAAUUAUUUGAU